Messenger RNA from Salarias fasciatus (jewelled blenny), 2779 nucleotides. RefSeq names its product dipeptidyl aminopeptidase-like protein 6. The transcript is spliced from 26 exons. Gene Ontology annotation, cellular component: voltage-gated potassium channel complex; plasma membrane. Gene Ontology annotation, biological process: proteolysis; regulation of potassium ion transmembrane transport. Bases 47 to 2578 code for a protein of 843 amino acids. Gene Ontology annotation, molecular function: serine-type peptidase activity; potassium channel regulator activity. NCBI's taxonomy places the organism in Eukaryota, Metazoa, Chordata, Actinopteri, Blenniiformes, Blenniidae. The record is from RefSeq and is a predicted model, not a curated record.
AAAAGAAAGAAAGAAAGACAGAAACAACCUGAACUGGACUCGCGUCAUGGCUUCGCUGUACCAGAGAUUCACCGGGAAGAUCAACACGGCCAAUUCCUUCCCGCACCCACCUGAGGCCAGCCGCCUCCUCGGCGGACAGGUCGCGGACGAGGAGCACGCGCCCAAGACCCCUCAGCAGCUGGCCGACGGCAGAGCGCAGGUCCAGUACCGCAAGAAAUGCCUGCGGGAGGACGAGGACGACCUGGUGGGCAGCGCUCCGCCUCAGAGGAACUGGAAGGGAAUCGCCAUCGCUCUGCUGGUCAUCCUCAUCAUCUGCUCCCUGAUCGUCACCUCCGUCAUCCUGCUGACCCCCCGUGAAGACGACAGUAACGCCCUGAAGAAGAAAGUAACCAUCGAGGAUGUCUUUGGACUGGACCUUCACAUCCACGACCCAGACGCGAAAUGGCUCAGCGACAACGAGCUGCUGUAUCGUAGCAGGGACGGAGACGUCAUCAGGCUCAACGCCGACACGAAGGAGCAGAGGGUCAUUGUUCCCAACCAGCUCUUCGAUCGAUCCAGAGCAGCCAGGUAUCAAGUGUCUCCGGACCUGGAACAUGUGCUUUUUGCGUUUGAAGUAAAACCGCUGUACCGACACUCGUACUCGGCCAAGUACAUCAUCUACAGCCUCACGUCGCAGGAAACUUGGCCUCUGAACCCCCCCGAGGUGCACGACGCCGUCCUGCAGUUUGCCGGAUGGGGACCCCAAGGCCAGCAGCUGAUCUUCAUAUUUGAAAACAACAUCUUCUACCGGUCGACCGUGGAGAACCGAGCGAUCCGCCUGGUCUCCACUGGGAAAGAGGGCGUCGUCUUCAACGGGCUUGCUGAUUGGCUGUACGAGGAGGAGAUCCUGCAGACCCACGUCGCUCACUGGUGGUCUCCGGACGGACUGCGUCUGGCCUACAUGACCAUCAACGACACGCUGGUGCCCAAAAUGGAGGUCCCGUUCUUCACGGGGACGCCUUACCCUGCCAGCCUGGACUACCACUACCCCAAGGCCGGGGAGGAAAACCCCGCGGUGCACCUCUCUGUGGUGAGCCUCCACGGCCCUGUGCACACGGUGGUGAUGAAGAAACCCGACGACCCUCGGAUCGGGAGGGAGCACUACAUCACCAUGGUGAAAUGGGCCACCAACACCAAACUGGCUGUGAACUGGCUCAACCGAGCGCAGAACAACUCCAUCCUGACGCUGUGCGAGGCCACCACUGGCGUCUGCAUCAAGAAACACGAGGAUGAGAGCGAGAGCUGGCUCCACCGGCAGAAUGAGCCGCCGCUCUUUUCCCACGAUGGACACAAGUUCUUCUUCACCAGAGCGAUACCUCAGGGCGGGAGGGGGAAGUUCUUCCACAUCUCCAUGUCCACCUCAAUGCCCAACAGCAGCACAGACAUCCUUCAGUCUCUGACGUCGGGCGACUGGGACGUCACCCGGAUUUUAGCCUACAACCACAACCGAAACCUCAUAUACUUUCUCAGCACGGAGGACGACCCCAAACGGCGCCACCUGUACAGCGCCGACACCAUCCCGCCGUUUAACCGCUGCUGUCUGUCCUGCGAGUUCAAGUGUGGCUACGUGGACGUGUCCUUCAGCAGCAACAUGCGUUUCUUCUCACUGCACUGCAAAGGUCCAGACAUACCAAGUGUGGCAGUGUACAGCACUGAGGAGAAACAGAAGGUGUUCGACGUGGAGACGAAUGACAGAGUAAUCGACAUGUACAACAAGAUGCAGAUGCCCCAAGUGACGUACGAGACCAUCAACAUCGACGACUACACUCUGACCAUGCAGAUCCUGAAGCCGGCUGGAUUCAGCCAGACAGCUCACUACCCUCUGCUGCUGCUGGUGGACGGUACUCCCGGAGGUCAGAUGGUGACGGAGCAGUUCCAGGUGGACUGGGCCACCGCCCUGGUCAGCAGCUUCAGCACCAUCGUGAUCCGCUUCGACGGCCACGGCAGCGGCUUCCAGGGCACCAACCUCCUGCACAAGGUCCGCCGGAGACUGGGCAAACUGGAGGAACGGGACCAGCUGCACGCGCUCAGGUUCAUCUCUAAAGAGCCGUACAUAGACAAGAGCAGGAUGGGCGUUUAUGGAAAGGCGUACGGAGGAUAUUUAGCCACGAUGCUGUUGAGCUCGGAGGAAUUCACUCAACUCAAAUGUGGAACCGCCGUCUCCCCGAUCACAGACUUCGAGCUUUACGCCUCUGCAUUUUCAGAGCGAUAUCUGGGGGCAAAGACGGAUUCCCGAAUUUACAUGAUGGCGAAUUUAGCUCACCGAGCGGGUCAGCUGCAGGACAAACAGUUCCUGAUAAUCCACCCUACGGCCGACGAAAAAGUUCACUUCCAGCACACGGCAAAAUUCAUCAACCACUUAAUCAGUGAGAAGACCAACUACACCCUGCAGAUCUACCCGGACGAGGGCCACUUCCUGCACAGCGAGGGCACGCAGAAGCACCUCAGCCAGUCUCUGGUCAACUUCUUCGAGGAGUGUUUCCGGGAGCCGGAGGCGCCGACGGAGGAGAAGCAGGACAACAGCGAGGACGACAGUUAGAGGAGCGGCAGGAGGAGCAGGAGGAGCGGCAGCGUCUCCUCCCCACAGCACAAUAUGCAACAGUUUGGGAACCCUCGCCUCCCCGUCCUCUGCAGCAUGUUGCACCCUCCGCUCGCCUCCUGCUGCCGGAGGAGGAACCGACCAGACGCCAGCAGUCGCCUCUCCCUCUCCGCUCCACCCGUCUCUCUCUUUUUUUUUUUU